CAGCUACUCGCAUAUAUCAUGCUAUAUUUAAUGGUAUUAAACAUAAUUUCGUCAAUUUCAUCUUCAAAUUCAUUCAGUUAGCAUUAGCCUGAUAGCUGUUGCAUUCAAACACACGCUUUCAAACAGCGCCUCUCAUCGAUCUGCUGAUUUAAUCUCUUUUACUCUAAAAAAAAAUCCAACAUUAGACCUUUGUGACUAUCUGUGUUAUUAUAUUGAUUUCUUUUAGCGUUUACUGCUAGUAAGUCAUGCGUGUGUGAUUUGAUCAGAGUGUCGGUGUGUAUUUUUGUGGUUUGUCAGAAGCUAACAGGCUUUUCAUCUCAGACUAUUGACUUCUGCUUCAGAAAUGGAUUUAUUUGAUGAUCUUCCGGAACCUACAAAUGAUCCAGGUCCUGUGAAAGCCAAGCAGCCGGAGGAGGAGGAACGAGGAGAGAAGAGGAAGAGAGAGGUCAGCUCGCAGGACACAGAGGUGGAGGACAAGAAACAAGAGGAAAAGAAAGUUUGUAAAGCAGAUCUGCCGAAGCUGAUGGGUUUUGUCUCAGCGAGACGCGGCGAACGAGAGGAGAUGCAAGAUGCACACGUCCUGCUUCCAGACCUGACGGCCACCAACCUCCCCUCUCAAGUUUCUCGUCUUGCGUACUUCGCUGUGUUUGAUGGUCACGGUGGAGCUCGAGCAUCGCAGUUUGCUGCUGAGAAUCUUCAUCACACGCUGGUCAGCAAAUUUCCUAAAGGUGACGGGGAGAAUUUGGAGAAGCUGGUGAGGAAGUGUCUGCUGGACACCUUUCGUCAGACUGAUGAGGAUUUCUUGAAGAAAGCCUCCAGCCAGAAGCCCGCGUGGAAGGACGGCUCCACAGCCACAUGUAUGCUGGUGGUUGAUGAUGUUCUGUAUGUGGCAAACCUAGGAGACAGUAGAGCAGUGAUGUGUCGUUUGGAGCAGGCUGAGGAUUCUGGGAAGAGGAAGUGUGUGACUCUGGCUCUCAGUAAGGAGCACAACCCCACCACAUAUGAGGAGCGCAUGAGGAUUCAGAGAGCGGGCGGCUCGGUCAGGGACGGCCGUGUGCUGGGAGUGCUGGAAGUGUCUCGUUCCAUCGGUGAUGGUCAGUAUAAACGCUGUGGAGUGAUUUCCACUCCGGACGUGCGGCGCUGUCAACUCAGUCCAAAUGACAAGUUUGUUCUCUUGGCGUGCGAUGGGCUUUUUAAAGUGUUUUCUGCGGACGAGGCCGUUCAGUUCGUUCUCAACAUUCUAGAGAAUGAGACUGUGGAGCAGAAGGAGGGGCAGAGUGAGGGGGCGGGGCGAUUUGAGGCCGCUUGUCAGCGAUUGGCCAGUGAGGCAGUGAGGCGGGGCAGUGCAGACAACGUCACUGUCAUUCUCGUCUCUAUUGAGUUCUGAAAUCAUUACACACUCACACUCACACACACUCAUACUCACACACACACACACACACACACACA
Sinocyclocheilus rhinocerous is the source of this 1449-nucleotide messenger RNA. Its product is annotated as integrin-linked kinase-associated serine/threonine phosphatase 2C-like. The record is from RefSeq and is a predicted model, not a curated record. The coding region runs from base 344 to 1387 and encodes 347 amino acids. Gene Ontology annotation, molecular function: protein serine/threonine phosphatase activity; cation binding. The transcript has 10 exons. Gene Ontology annotation, biological process: protein dephosphorylation. NCBI's taxonomy places the organism in Eukaryota, Metazoa, Chordata, Actinopteri, Cypriniformes, Cyprinidae.